AUGGGAGCAGUAGGCAGGACUGGGAGCACGAGGAGCGGGCUGGAAGCACUAGGGGAGACUGAUGGGAGGACUGGGAGCACCACGGGGCCUGGAAGCACUGGGAGAAACUGGGAGCAGUGUGGGAGAGGUACCUGGAGGAUUGGAGGGAAACUGGGAGCAAUAGAGAAGACUGGGGGCACUGGGGAGGGGACUGGAAGCACUAGGGGAGACUGGGGAGACUGGGAGCACUGGAGGAAGAGUGGAAGCACUGAAGGGGAAGGAGUGUACUAAGGGAGACUAGGACAGAGGGGACUGGGAACACUGGAAGAACUGGUGGCACUGGUAGGACUCGUGACACUGGGAUAAUAGAGGACAGUAGCACCAGGGGUCAGGAAGCAACUGGGAGCACUGGGAUAGCAGCACUGGGAUACAGGGAGACUUAGGGGGGAGGCUCUGUGACACUGGGAGAAGAGGGGCUGGGAAACUGAGGGCACUGGGAGAAGAGGGGCUGGGAGCACUGGAGUUGGGGGGUAACUGGGAGCACUAGGCCUUGGGAGCACGGGGGAUGAAGGGGGAGUACUGGGGGGCACUGGGUGGCACAGGGUGCCCGGGGGGCAGCGACCCUGCCACCCUUCCAGCAUGACGUGGAGCUGACGGACCCCCGUGGCCGGACCCCCCUGGAGCUGGCCGUGUCCCUGGGCCACCUGGAGUCGGUGCGGGUGCUGCUGCGGCACAACGCCAACGUGGGCCGGGAGAACGCCAACGGAUGGACGGUGCUGCAGGAGGCCGUGAGCACGGGGGACCCCGAGAUGGUGCAGCUGGUGCUCCAGUACCGCGACUACCAGCGGGCGACGCGGCGGCUCGCCGGCAUCCCCGAGCUGCUCAGCAAGCUCCGGCGGGCGUCCGACUUCUACGUGGAGAUGAAGUGGGAGUUCACCAGCUGGGUGCCACUGGUGUCCAAGGUGUGCCCCAGUGACGUGUACCGCGUGUGGAAGCGCGGCGAGAGCCUGCGGGUGGACACCACCCUGCUGGGCUUCGAGCACAUGACGUGGCAGCGCGGCCGCCGCAGCUACAUCUUCAAGGGGGAAGACGAGGGGGCCGUGGUGAUGGAGGUGGACCACGACAAGCAGGUGGUGUACACGGAGACGCUGGCGCUGGCCCUGCACGAGCCCGACCUGCUGCUGGCGGCCAUGCAGCCCAGCGAGGAGCACGUGGCCGGCAGGCUCACCUCCCCCAUCGUCUCCACGCACCUGGACACCCGGAACAUCGCCUUUGAGAGGAACAAGUCUGGGAUCUGGGGCUGGCGCUCGGAGAAGAUGGAGGUGGUCAGCGGCUACGAGGCCAAGGUGUACAGUGCCAGUAACGUGGAGCUGGUCACCAAGACCAGGACGGAGCAUCUCUCGGACCAGGACAAGUCACGCAGUAAAGGCUCCAAGACCCCCUUCCACUCCUUCCUGGGCAUUGCACAGCAGCACGGCACCCACAACGGGGCGCCCGUGCUGCAGGCUGCCAGCCCCACCAACCCCACGGCCAUCACCCCUGAGGAAUACUUCGACCCCCACUUCGACCUCGAGACCCGCAACAUCGGGCGCCCCAUCGAGAUGUCCAGCAAAGUCCAGAGGUUCAAGGCGACGCUGUGGCUGUGCGAGCAGCACCCGCUGUCGCUGGCGGAGCAGGUGACACCCAUCAUCGACCUCAUGGCCAUCUCCAAUGCCCACUUCGCCAAACUGCGCGACUUCAUCACCCUCAAGCUGCCCCCCGGCUUCCCCGUCAAGAUCGAGAUCCCGCUGUUCCACGUGCUCAACGCCCGCAUCACCUUCAGCAACCUGUGCGGGUGUGACCAGCCGCUGGGCUCCGUGCGGAUCUGUGCCCCGCAGCAGCCCCCCGGCACCGACCCCCCCGGGCCCAGAGCCUGGCCGUUCCCGUGCGAGGUGGAGGCGGGGGUGUUCGAGGUGCCCGCGGGGUACACCGUGCUGGGCGCGGGGCGCAGCGAGCCCCUGCGGGACGAGGACGACGACCUGCUGCAGUUCGCCAUCCAGCAGAGCCUGCUGGACGCCGGCACAGAGACCGACCAGGUGACCAUCUGGGAGGCGCUGACCAACACUCGCCCGGGCGCGGAGCCGCCGCCCUACGACGAGGACCUGCAGCUGGAAAGGGCCCUGCAGGAGAGCAUGCUGCUGCAGGCCAGGCCCAGCGCCGAGCCCCCGGCCGCCGGGAGCCCCCCCGGCGCGGGUGGGGGGAGCCCCCCAGCCCCCCCCGGGUACGGCAGCUUCGCGGAGCAGCUGCGCCUGGCCAUGGCCCUGUCGGAGCGGGAGCAGGAGGAGCGGGAGCGGCGGCGGCGUGAGGAGGACGAGGAGCUCCAGCGCAUCCUGCGCCUCUCCCUCACCGAAAAGUAGCGCCGGGACGCUCCGCGCCGGGACAGGGACGCCCCGCGCCGGGACAGGGAUGUUCCACGUGGGGUCACGCCAUGCAGGGACACGGAUGUCCCACGUGGGGACGCACCCCUUGCAGGGACAGGGACACCCCACCCAGGGAACAACCCAGCGUGGACGCUGUCCUACGCUGGGACACCCCAGUUUGGGCACAGCCCUGCCGGGGUGGCCCCCCCAUGAUGGGGACCCCCUGAUGUGGGCACAGCCCCCGCAUGGGGGAAUUUGAUCCAGGGAUCCUCCUACCCCCAGGACCCCCAGUCCAGGGCUCCUCUCCUGCCAGGCUCAAACCUCAGCCCAGGGACCCUCACCUGGGAACCCCCACCCCAGGAACACCCCAAUUCCUAGGUCCCCCUCCCCUGGGACCUCCCUCCUCUUUGGUGUUGUACCUUGACCCCCUGGGGGGCAGGAUGGCCCCAGGGGUCCCCGUGGGAUGUGGGUGACCCCUAUUUAAAGGCACUCCAGCUGGGGGGGUUUUGCAGGGGUACCCCCUGGCCUCAUCUCUCGUUGCAGUGGGGGGAGCAGGGGGGCCCCGAAUGUCUGUACA
Messenger RNA from Empidonax traillii (willow flycatcher), 2955 nucleotides. RefSeq names its product ankyrin repeat domain 13D (gene ANKRD13D). The record is from RefSeq and is a predicted model, not a curated record. Gene Ontology annotation, cellular component: cytoplasm. The coding region runs from base 789 to 2375 and encodes 528 amino acids. Lineage: Eukaryota; Metazoa; Chordata; Aves; Passeriformes; Tyrannidae. The transcript is spliced from 14 exons.